GAGGUGGAUACACCGAACCUCAUUUCUCUCUCUCUGAUUUUUGUUCUUUGCUCCUCUGCAAUGGCGUUCUCUGCAAUUCCUCGUUGUUGUCCCUCAACUCUACGCCUGCCGAGGAAUUCAAACUCUAUGCCCCAGCCCUCCACUUCGGUUUCUCUUCGAUCUUCAUCGUCGAAUCUCAGCUUUCCAAAGAGAUUCUCUAUUCGAUCAUCUUCUGUUUCAGCAACACCGACAACUGGGGGGCUUAUGCCUGCAAUUUCCCUUACAGAUAAUGCACUGAAGCACUUAAAUAAGAUGAGGUCUGAUCGGACAGAAGAUUUGUGCUUAAGAAUUGGUGUUAAACAGGGUGGAUGCUCUGGCAUGUCUUACACCAUGGAGUUUGAGGACAGAGCUAAGACAAGACCAGAUGAUUCCAUUAUUGAAUACAACGGUUUUGUGAUCGUUUGUGAUCCAAAGAGCCUUCUCUUCGUAUUUGGGAUGCAAUUAGACUUCAGCGACGCGCUCAUAGGUGGAGGCUUCUCUUUCAAGAACCCAAAUGCUACCCAAACCUGUGGCUGUGGUAAAUCCUUUGCUGCUGAAAUGUGAAAUCAUUGGAAAACCUAGACACAAAUGGUAGGAUUAAAUGUUUGUUAUCUCUCAGUUUGUGGAUUACUCUGCCAUCACAUAUAUAACACUAGCAUUGUUUUCCUGACAUAUUUGAAGGACUCAGAUUCCUGAUCUAUUCUAUUCUGUCAGCGUUUCUGGGUUUUU
This is a messenger RNA of Vitis riparia (riverbank grape), 747 nucleotides long. RefSeq names its product iron-sulfur assembly protein IscA, chloroplastic. Gene Ontology annotation, molecular function: iron-sulfur cluster binding; protein-macromolecule adaptor activity. The transcript is spliced from 3 exons. Gene Ontology annotation, biological process: iron-sulfur cluster assembly. The coding region runs from base 61 to 582 and encodes 173 amino acids. Gene Ontology annotation, cellular component: chloroplast stroma. The record is from RefSeq and is a predicted model, not a curated record. NCBI's taxonomy places the organism in Eukaryota, Viridiplantae, Streptophyta, Magnoliopsida, Vitales, Vitaceae.